AUGGCUAAGAAAAAGCGCAACUAUACACACCGCCAGAAGCGAAAGAACUGGGUGGAACGCGAAAAGUUGCCUUUGGCUAGGGCAUAUGUCGAUGUUUCUAAAGAUAAGAAACGCAGAAAUCAACAAAGGUCUGAUGCAUUUUGCGAGAGGGUUCUAAAGCAUUUUAAUAUUCAAAUGGGAGGUUCGGAUCGGUCACGACACCAAGUAAACUCAAAAUGGAAAGACCUCCAAAAGAAAUGUAACGCUUUCAACCGCAUCUAUAACUAUAAGAUGAGCACUGUGGCUAGCGGGAGAUCUGAGGCUGAUGUUUUACAAUCAACUAAGCGAGUAUCGGAGGACUAUUAA
Lactuca virosa is the source of this 345-nucleotide messenger RNA. Lineage: Eukaryota; Viridiplantae; Streptophyta; Magnoliopsida; Asterales; Asteraceae. The record is from the annotation of a GenBank genome assembly.